GCCUCUAGCUUCCGCUUGGCGGUUUGUUGACAUUAGCCGGCUGGCGGUGUGAUGUUAUUGUUCGCAAUGGAUCGGAAAAAACUAUUUACUUUUCAAAGGGCAGUCGGUGGUAAUAACCACCAUUGUUGUGUGCCACUUUGUACUGCCGGGGGGAGAUUCAACAAAGUUUUGAGCUUUCAUAGUUUCCCAAAGGAACCUAAUUUACGCGCCCAGUGGCUUGUGAAAGUCAGAAGAGAAGGUUUCACCCCAACCACCAGCUCUAGAGUGUGUAGUCGACACUUUGAGCAAGCAGACAUAGUUAUCUCUUCUUCUGGAAAGCGGUGUCUUCGACUAAAUAUUAUACCAUCCUUGUUCGGUUGGAAUAAUUAUACAAAAAAACCUCAACGGCCCGGAGUUUGGGAUCGCCAGCCUCGAGCAACCCAGGCUUUGGACCGCGCCCCCGAGGAUGACACCACCGUGGAAAUGGAAGUGGUUGAAAACACUGUCUCUGGUUGUACUGAGUUGGCUUCGACAGCUCUGAUGGAAGACCACGAUUACACAGCCAGCUCUUUCAUCGUGGUCGGCCGUGAGAAAUUUGAGAGCAUGUCGAGGCAGGUCGAGGAGCUCACACGGCAGAUCGAAACACUGCACAUGGAGAGAUUUGGAUUGCAACGGUUUUCUACAUCACCUAGUGACAUUCGCUACUAUUCCAGAUUUCCAUCAUAUGAACAUUUGAUGACCUUUUGGGAUCUAAUUCAAGAGGCAACAAGCAGAAUGGUGAGAGUCACCAGUGGUCAGAAGAACCUCUCCACCAGUACAUCCACUGAGACCCCUAUGAACAGACCAACAAAACUGCUGCCAAUUGACGAGCUCUUCCUCUUCCUCAACUACCUGUCAACCGGCUGUACGCAAAGGGAGCUUGGUCACAAGUUCAAUAUCCACAGAGCAACAGCAAGCAGAAUAAUUGUGACGUGGUCCAACUUUUUGUAUACUUUGCUUGGAUCGCUCUCCAUCUGGAUGACCAGCAUAUCAGUGAGAGAAAACUGCCCCACAGAUUUCAAUGGGACCUAUGAGAACACCCAGGUCGUCCAUGACUGCACAUAA
Messenger RNA from Gadus macrocephalus (Pacific cod), 1083 nucleotides. RefSeq lists its product as uncharacterized. The transcript has 3 exons. Lineage: Eukaryota; Metazoa; Chordata; Actinopteri; Gadiformes; Gadidae. The record is from RefSeq and is a predicted model, not a curated record. Bases 52 to 1083 code for a protein of 343 amino acids.